Messenger RNA from Ailuropoda melanoleuca (giant panda), 11325 nucleotides. RefSeq names its product zinc finger protein 385C (gene ZNF385C). Gene Ontology annotation, molecular function: nucleic acid binding; zinc ion binding. The transcript has 3 exons. Gene Ontology annotation, cellular component: nucleus. Lineage: Eukaryota; Metazoa; Chordata; Mammalia; Carnivora; Ursidae. The coding region runs from base 7896 to 10055 and encodes 719 amino acids. The record is from RefSeq and is a predicted model, not a curated record.
CACCCAGGUGCCCUGAGACUGACAUUUUUAGAUUCUGCAUAUAACCGAGAACAUACAGUAUUUGUCGAGGAAUUCAUAUUUUUCAAAGGUGGCAUGCCUGCCUGUCCAGAAAGAGCUGUCUGAAGACACAUGCCUACAAGGGUGUCCAAGAUAAUAACAGGUUCCAGAGAGGUGGGUAGAUGGUGCUUGGAGAAGUCAGAGGCAGGAGGGAAUUGACAGAAGUCAGGGAAAACUUCAGAGAAGUGACGUCAACGUUGGAUCUUGGAGACAGAAAGGGAAUCCUGGGCAGAGAAACAGCUGGAGUGAAUGCUGUAAGGUCUGAGGCCCAUGGCUUUCAGGGAGCAGGAGUGGUGGCCACGCUGGGUGUGCAGUGGACGUGGCAGAAGGUGAGCAGAACCCCCUGGGAGGGCCUCCCAGCCAGGCUGGGUAUUUAGCCUCUGUCCCAAAGGUGAUGGGUGUCACUGAAGGGCUCUGAGCAGCAGUCGCUCGAGUUUUUAGAUGUCUCUGGCAAGGGGGAAGGGUAAGACUUGGGGGUACAUGAGAAGGAGGAACAGGUUCUGGGGUCUUUUCUGUAGCAGAAGCAGCUGGACUUGGUGACGGAGGGAUGUGGAGAGGGAGGUGCCCAGGAUGACUCCAGCUGAGGUGAUGCUGUGCGGGGCGGUUCCAUCAUCAGAAGGGGGGCACCAACAGGGAAGCAGGGCUGGGGGGCAGUAGUGGGUGGGGAAGGCCAGUCUGGCCUGGCUGCCCCCCAGCGUGGCCUCUUCAGGCCCUGCUUCUGGACGGCAGUCCCUGGGGUACAAGCCUCCCUCUCUCCCUUCCUGCCCACCAUGCCCCCCUGGAGAGAGCAGGUGGCCUGCGAGGAGAAAAGGGUAUAGCACCAGCUGUGACCAGAGACAGACUGUCCAAGGGGAUGGGGACCUCUUCGCUAGGCUUCCCUCUUCCCACAGUCCUUGUCCCCGGAGUUCUGGGUAGGUUUGUGGAGACCCAAGGAGACAUGAUGCCUGUUCCUCUUCUCUAGAUUAUAAAAUGGGAAGUGAGUCACUGUCCCUCCAGUCAUCUGUCUGUGCUGGCCCGUGCCAGGAUUCUGCAUGGAGGGGUGCUCAGCGCCUGCCCUCGGGUACACACAGUCCAGAGGGGGAGGCAGCCAUGGGGGCAGACCUUUCUAACUGCCCUGCUGAGGGAGGGAACAGCAUGGGGGCCCCAGGUACAAACCUGUUCUCCAUUGGCCUCAUUAUUUCUGAGCCUACUCCUGGCCACCCCACCACUCCCAUGGAUCUGUCUGAGAGCUGGGGGUGGGAGAGGCAGCCCCAGCAAGAGGAUGCUAGCAACUGCCCCAGGGUAAGGACGGGGGUGAGGGGCCCUCAGCCAUGCCGAAGGCCUCUCCCUGCCUUGGUGGGGACUGGGCCAGAGCAGAGAGCCCUUAGGGUGCGGCUGACUGGGGGCAGCCUUGGCCUCUGAACGAAAGAGUCCCAUGUAAUCCUUCAAGAGGCUUGAGGCAAAGUACAGGGAGGCUUUAACACAAGCCUGUGUUGCUGGACACGGGAGGUGCCAGGCCUGUGGAGGACCGCUCCUUUGCUGGGAGGGUGCUGAAGGUGUGGGGGUGGGACGGCUGCUCCGGGAGGCCUCCUGGAGCUGUCACUUUGAUUAGGGGUCUGUGGGGCUGGCGGCUUGCACGGUGACAGGCCGUCACAGGCAGUGAGGCGGGAACCCUCUCCUGCUCCUGUCCCUGAGGCCGUUGGUGGGAGGGGGAGGCGGGGACUCUUCCCUCUCUGAGCCUCCUCGCCAACUCCUUACUCAGCCACACCUAAGUGAGCCUGGAACACUUGGGAGGGGCCACAGGACUGGGAAAUGGCAGGUACCCCAGACUUCCCUAAUUCCCUCCCAGCAGAUACUUCCACAGUUUCCCCUGCCCACCGUCCGUCCGCCCUAUCAGUCUCCUACACAGCAGGCCCUUUCAUUCUGUAGGAAUGUGUCUUGAGCCGUGUUCCCUGCCCCCCUUGCCCUUCCUCCCACAAGGUGGGGUGUGUGGGCACCUCUGCCCCAGUAAGGCUGGACUCAGUGACCCCGUCGACCACACACACACACAGACGCACACCCGAAUUUUAGGUAGUUCUUGAACACCUACAGAAAGGUUUGCCGGCUCAACCCUCUGAGCCCCGGCCCCCACUGCACGUGCUGGGCCAGCACAGGGCGCGGGGAACAUGGAAGCAUCUACUCGGGACCUGAACUGUAGCUCUCAUAGCAGGGCAUUCCCCCCUCACCCAGCCACACGCAGCACUCAGUUCUCCCUUUGCAUUGGGCUGUUGCAGCUCAGAGAGUUUAAGCAACAGCCCCAAAGUCACAAAGCUGGAUUCAGAUGCCAGCGUGUCUGACUCGCCCGCCUUAGCCCCGUUGCUGCUGAGGAGAGCAGCCCCUAUGAAGAGAGAGUGGACCUGGAUAUUUCAGGAAUGGGGAGGAGGGAUGGCCAGAGAAGGCAGCCCGGCUCGCAGAUGAUUUCACAGUGCUCAGAACCCACGGCCUCUCCUCUGCCUUGUACCUUGGUAUCCUCCACUGAAAAAUGGGGAGAUGCCAGCCGUCUCCCACUUGGCCUCACCUGGCUGGGGAGGGGAGGGGAGCCUCCCAAAGCCAAUCCCUCCCUUCUCCCUUCUCUUGGCAGGACUGACCCACCCAUACAGUUCAUCCCCCAACCCCAUCCACCAUCAGCAAUGCAACAUGACACCAGAGCAGAGAGAAGGGGAUUUUGGAAAUGACUUAAGUUCUGAACGGGCCAGGGGGGCCUUGGGUGGGGAGUGCAGAGUAGACACUAAGGGGGACAGGAAAACAGAGAUGAACUCAGAUGAUAAUGGAUUUCAGGGCAAAGAUGCUGUAUCUUUAGGGGCGGCCGGGGACCAGAGUGGUGGGUGGAGGCUGUCGCCAGUCCUGCACCCUCAGACCUCCCCUAGCUCCUGUUCUAAUCAGACCCUCCAUCUCCUCUCUGAGUCUUUGACUGCACAAGCCUCUUGCUGCAUUCUGAGCCCCAGAGAUCAAAGACCUUGAGCUCAGGUCACGCCUGAGUCACCGGUUUGAAGAGAUCCUCACCCCCCACUCCCCGCAGAUGGAUUAAUUUCAGUCCCAUCAGGAAGCCCUGGAAACCCUCCAGCCCGUCCCCCCAUCGCUUCCAUAUCUCCCUGGGCUGCUGAUUCUUCCUCAGUGCCCCCCAAUCCGUCCCGAGGCCUUUGGGUGCAUGUUUUGGAGAUACUGGGCUCCCUCAAGGCCACUGAUAAGUUCUUCUGGCAGUCUAACCAGCGCCUCCUGCUGCUGUUCUCCUUCAGUAGCAGGUGCCCCUCCCUCUCCCUGGACAGCCAUCACCUCCCCCUCCCCCAGGUGUGAACCUGACCAUCAGACACUCCCCCCUACCAGGGACCACCAGGAAAUGCAAGGUUGUCUGGGUGGAGAAUUAGGGGGCUUAGCUCAGAUCCCUGCCCUCAAGAAGACAAAGAUUCCGUCUCUGUCUGCGUUGGUUAAUUAGCCCUGGGCUUGAGUUUCCUUCCUCUCCCCAAACGAGCAACUCCUUCCCCCUAGAGCCUCUUCCUAACAAACCUGUUUUCAGGAGCUGCUGCUGCCAAGCCCUCCCCAGACCCUUUGCAGGCUGUGCUGGCUGCUCCAGAGAUUACAGGUUAUUGUCUGGUGGAGACAGGAUGCUGAGGGGGUGGGGGGCUAGCGCUGGGCCUGGGCUUGGAAUGCCAGACUGGAUCAAGCUGUGGGUUGGCUGCCUCCUCUCCCCCAUUCCACCCCCUCCCAGCCACCAGGUGCUCAGGUGAGUUGAGAGCUGGCCCGUAGUCAGGAAGAGGAGGGGGAGGAAGGAGCAAAUGGAGGAGAGCUGGGCCUGGGGGGUAGGGAAGGGUCUGGAAUAGGGGAGCAGUGUCAGAAGUUCUAGCUGAACAGAUGACCACCCCCCACCCCACCUGGCAUUGCCCAGAUAGUAGGUCCAAUGGGCCAGGUACUGGACUAAGAGGGGCAAGCUGCCUGGGGCUGCCUUCCCCCACCACCAUGGCCAGUGCUCUGGGACGAACUGGUCAUACCUCUCUGGGCCUCAGUUUCCCCCUCAGCAAAGGGAGGUAAAUGUAAGGGGAUGGUGGGCCAGAGGGUGAGGAAGGCUGGACAGGAGAAUGGGGGCUCCUACAGCAGCAAACCCUGAGGCAGGGCUUCCAAGUUCAGCAAGAACUUUCUGGCAGGCUGAGAAGGGGCUGGCAGCACCUCCUUUCUAGAGGUCUCUAUAGGCAAGGUCAGCUCUACCCUUAAGUACAAGAGGCACUGGACAGGGACUUUCGGGAGGGGGGGACGGAGGCAGCCCCUUGUCCCUAGUCCCCACAGUUGCCCCAUCCUCCACCCUUGGGGCAGGAAGUGCUCUGUGCUUUCCACCCUGGUUGGGAUGGGAGAAACUAGGGAACAGGCAGCUACUUCCAGGCAAGGGGAGAAAGGGCCCUGCAACCGCUGCUUUCCAGCAGGAGCAGGAGUCCCUCCCUCCACCCUCCCCUCCUGUCCCUCACAUCCCCACCCCUUCCCUCUGUCACUCUCUGGCUGGUUUCAUUUGCUCCUCAGACAGCGCUCAGCGGUGCCUCCAAAGGCAGAGAAUGCUCUUGGGUGAGUGAGGGGGCGCCAGAGCGUGGGGAGGGGGGCUCAGACCAGGGUGGGUGGCUCCUCUCCCCACCCUAUCCUUUUCCUGCUAUUUUUGGCCCCCAAAAGUUGUCUGUGGAGGGAUUCUGGUAGCCAUUUGACUCUUGGUGCCUUUUCCCAGGUCCAGGGCUGGGCAGGGGAGCCCCCACAGUGGCUGGGAACAAAGGUAGGGGUGGGGUUGGUGAGGAGGACUGGUCAGGAAACUGGAGGUGCGCCCUGCAGGAGGGAGGUGGGUUACAAGGGGGGCCGAUGCACGUUUGAAGAGCCUGUGCCAGAGGUUCCUUGUAUCAAAUCAUACCUUCAACUGCGUCUAAGGGGCUGCCAGGAGCCUCCAAGGAGGGUUGUGGGGGGGUGGGCAGGGGGACUGUUGAAGGGGGAGUCAUUACUUCAGCAGAGAGGGAGAGAGAGAGAAGUGGACAGAGGGAGACAGGCAGAAAUCUGGGUGGCUCCUCUCUGAGGCCCAGCCACUGCACUGGGGUCCACCCCAAUGCCCCCCACCUUUAUCCAUGGUCUCCUGGCCCGCCUCUCCACCAAGGUUACCUGGCACUCUUUGAGGGAGACAGCCAUUACCUUUUAAGAGGUAUUUUUGGGAACCCCUUCCACAAGGGCAAGGGCUGGGGCAGAGUUCUUGUGACUGGUCUUGGGGGUCUUCCUGCAGCUUGGUGAGGGGGGCUCUGGAGAGUGUGGGGAGCACCCUCUAGCCAUGGUGGGAACCCUAAGCCGACCAGGAAGUGAGCAAGCAGGAGAUCUUGGAUCCACCCCCCAUUCCCUCCCUUUGGCUCUCUCUCCCUCCUAGACUCCUAUUUUCUUCAGAGUUUUGGUUUCCUCUGUGAUAGGAGAGCAGCUUUACUAUUUGCGAUGUGGGGUGUGUGCCUCGGGGGGACCCUCCCAUCUGCCCCUGUGACUUGUGGUGGGACAAGAGAGAGAGACUCUGGCUCUGGCUACAGGAGCUUGGUGUCUAUCUGUGCAUUUCAUUUUGUAAGGGAGGGUGUGUGCACGCACCUAUCUCUGGGCGACUGUCUGUGUACGGAUCUCGGCGUCUGUGUGUCUCUUUGUGACGGCGUGUGCCGCUGCCUAUCUGCAGUUUCCUAUUAUCUGUAUACGCCUUACUAGGGGUCUGGGAGUCCACGCAUGUCUGUCCCUCUGGGCGUAUACGAUCUGAGUGUGUCUUUGUUGAUCCUGCCUGUCUGUGUAUACGCACAUUGUGUACGUGCAUGCUUGUGCGUGGCCCCUGGGCCGGCCUUUGCUCCUCGCCGGCAUGGGCAUCUGUCCAUCUCUGCGGUGGGCACCACCUCUGUCUCUGCACACACCAGUGUGCCUAGAUGGGCUCAUCAAGGGGAGAUGUGUGUAAGUGUGUGCCUUGGCCUUUGCGCCUGCUGCUGUCUGUGGGCACCUAUGGCUCGAGGGUGUGUGUCCCUGUGCUCGUCCGUGUAUCUUUCCGAGUGACGGCAAAACAGCACGAUGUGGUUUGCCCAGAUCCUUUCCCUUGGGUGGCAGCCAGAGUGAUGUUAAUUCAUACACCUGCUCUGUGCCCCUGUCCCAGCUUCCACUGGACCCCGGACAGUGGCCUCUUUUCUGCCGCUCUGUCUAGCUUGUGUGUGACCAGAGCAACAACCCCCCUCUGGAGGCAGCCAUCCAAUGAGCCGUGGGUCCCGGCUGUGGACCCCUGGCCAGGGUUGAAAAGGGAGGGACUCAGCCAGGGUGUUCUGCAAAAUGCCAUCACAGAAGACCCCCCACACCCACAUACCUGACCCUUGCAUGGGUGCCGGGCUGUGGGGUACCCUCCUGGGGCAGGUUUUGGGUCUGCAGUGUGUCCCUUCAUUUGAGUGUACCCACAGCCAGGCGGUCACGUGUGUGUGCGUGUGCCAUGACUCAUACAUCAUCCCAGCAGCUGGGGGACCAGGGUUCACGGUGAAUGUCAGCAGCAGACGGUGGGUGGCACAGAGCAGUGCAGUGUGAAAGGUGCUGGGGGAGUUCCCAGAAGCCACUGGAGAGGUCCUGACCUCAAAUCAACAUGGGCCCUAGGCCUUGUGUGGGAGCAAAGUGUACCCAAUUGGGGAGGGGGGCUGGAAGGCACUUCUGGGUGACUAUGUUGACGGGAAGGGGAGACUACAUCACCAAGUGCCCCGGCACCCCCUCUUCAAAUGGACUCCACACCUAGCUCAUUUGUUCCUCAGACCCAUCCCUGCCCUGCCCCUUCCUCCUCACCCAGCUGUAAUUCCCACUUCACAGAUGGAGGAAACUGAGGCUCAUAGGUAAGUGUCUAGCCCAAGGCCUCAGAGUUCAGUGUCACUGGAGCUCUAUUGCAGGCCCCUGGACUCCAUCCCUCUGGGAGGGAUGGUCAGCUACAACUCCACACCCGUCCACCUUCUCCUCUGCUCCCCUGGGAACCCACACAGGGAACCCCUCUCCUGAGGUUCCUCACCAGGCCAGAAGGUCAAACUCCCCAGCACUCACUGCAGAGCUUUCCAGCAGCAGGCACCGCCCCCCACCCAUUCUGCCUUGACCUUCCUGAACCUGCAUUGCGCUUUCAAGCUCCCCGAAAGCUCCCCGUGGAUGCCAGCCCCACUGCCUGGGAUGCUCUUCCCUGGUAAAACCUCACUUAUCCCGCAGUGAAACCUGACAGACGCUCCCGCAGACCUUCGGCGUUCCCCCUGCUCCUCUGUGAUCCCGAAGCACGUGGCCGGCGCCUCGCUAGCGCUCUGCCUGUUUGGCUCUCACCUGGGAGCUCUCACCUGGGAGCUCUUCUAGGAACUGGCGGGUGCCCGCGAUGCCUGAACGACCCUAUCCCUCCCGCUGGCGGGCCACCGCUCCAUCGGUCUCAGCUCCGUCGCCCCCGCUGCCCGCAGAGCGCGCGCGCAGCGGGGGAUGGCCGGGCAGGUGAGCCCCGGGUGCCGCCGCCCUGCCCGCCACCCCGGCCCUCGCCGGCUGCUGGCGCCUCUUCGCCCCGGUUACCGCUAGUGGCUGCUGUCGCUCAGUGGAGCCCAAGGAGACCGCGGCCAGAGCGUCCACCACGCAAGAUGGUGGCUCCCGAGUCUCCGUGAGUUCUCCCACCGGCCAAGCAGGAAUAAACUUUCCCAGCUAAGUUAGAUGGAUGGUCCCCAUUAGCCCGGCGUGCUGCUCCCCUCCGGCCUCCCCACCAACUUCUUUUGUAAGGGAGGUGCCACUGGGUGUAGGGCGAGGCUGGGGGGCCAGAGCACUUGGGUGGGGGUUGGGGGUGCCCUGCCCCUCGAGCAGGAAUGGUGCCCCCAGGGAAGAAACCCGCCGGAGAGGCCUCCAACUCCAACAAGAAGUGCAAGCGUUACUUCAACGAGCACUGGAAAGAGGAGUUUCCCUGGCUGGACUUUGACUACGAGCGCAAGCUAAUGUUCUGCCUCGAGUGCCGCCAGGCCCUGGUGCGGAACAAGCACGGCAAAGCCGAGAACGCCUUCACCGUGGGCACCGACAACUUCCAGCGCCACGCUCUGCUGCGCCACGUGACCUCGGGAGCCCACCGCCAGGCUCUGGCUGUCAACCGGGGCCAGCCCACUUUUGAGGGCCAAGCUGAGGGAGGAGGGGCCUACCCAGACCUGGAGAUGCCUCCCACCUCCAGGGGCAUCAAGGUGGAGGUGGACCCAGCCAAAGUGGCCGUGCUGACCACGGUGUACUGCAUGGCCAAGGAGGACGUGCCCGAUGACCGCUGCGCCGCCCUGCUCGAGCUGCAGAGGUUCAACCUGUGCCAGGCCCUGCUGGGCACGGAGCACGGCGACCGCUACAGCCCCAGGAGGGUGAGGGACAUGCAGGUGGCCAUUGCCAGUGUCUUGCACACAGAGGCCUGCCAGCGCCUGAAGGCAUCCCCGUACGUGGGGCUGGUGUUGGACGAGACCAGGGACUGGCCUGAGUCCCACAGUCUGGCCUUGUUUGCCACUUCGGUGUCCCCCUGUGAUGGCCAACCGGCUACCACCUUCCUGGGCAGUGUGGAGCUACAGGAGGGCGAGGCCACUGCUGGCCAACUCCUGGACAUCCUGCAGGCCUUCGGCGUGUCUGCACCCAAGCUGGCCUGGCUCAGCUCGAGCCUCCCCAGUGACCGCCUUGGGCAUGUGGGCCCACAACUCCGGGCUGCCUGCCCACUGCUCACCGAGCUACACUGCCUCCCGGGCCGGACAGAUCCCGAGCCCCCUGCCUACCUAAGUGAAUAUGAAAGUGUGCUGGAUGCCCUGUUCCGCCUCCAUGGUGGCCCCAGUUCCCACACGGUCCCCGAGCUCCGGGCGGCCCUGGACCUCGCAGCUAUUGACUUGGCAGGACCACGGCCAGUGGCCUGGGCUUCCUUGCUGCCUAUCGUGGAAGCAGUGGCUGAGGCUUGGCCUUGCCUGGUGCCCACACUGGAGGCCUCUGUCCCCGCUUCCCCUACAGCCAGGGCACUGGCCCUCGCCUUGCGCCAGUUCACCUUCGUGGCCUUCACCUACCUGCUACUGGACACUCUGCCCACUGUGCAGAAGCUCGCCCUUGUGCUGCAGCCCGAGGAGCCGGACUUGGCCUUGCUGCAGCCCCUGGUGAUGGCAGCCGCUGCCUCCCUCCAAGCGCAGCGCAGCGCGGGUGGGGCGCGCCUCCAGGGCUUCCUGCAGGAGUUGGCGUCCUCGGGCCGCGAUCUGGGCGGUGGGCGCUGCACCUACCGCGGCGUGGAGCUGGUCGGCUACUCGGACGUGGCCGUGCGGGGCUUGGAACAGCUGCGGGGCGCCUUCCUGGACUCCAUGCGGAAGGGCCUGUGGGACUCCUAUCCCGGGCCCUCGCUGGACGCUGUGGCCGCCUUCGCGGCGAUCUUCGACCCGCGCGGCUAUCCGCAGGCCCCCGAGGAGCUGGGCGCGCACGGCGAGGGAGCGCUGCGGGUGCUGCUGCGCACCUUCGCUCCCGCAGUGGUGCGCCAGCGGGCGCUGGGCGACUUCGCGCUCUUCAAGCGCGUGGUGUGCAGCCUGGGCCGGCUGGGCCCGCGGGCCCUGUGCGCCAAGCUGGCGUGCUCGGGCUCGGAGCUGCACGAGCUCUUCCCGGACUUCGCCGCCCUUGCCGCCCUGGCCUUGGCGCUGCCCGCGGGCGCCGGCCUCCUGGACAAGGUGGGCCGCAGCCGGGAGCUGCGGUGGUGGGGACAGAGCGGGACCGGGGAGGGCCGUGGCGGCCCGGCGGUGAAGAUCGCCGUGGAUGGGCCUCCGCUGCACGAGUUUGACUUUGCGCUGGCUGUGGAGUUCUUGGAGAGCGGGUGGGCGGAGGGGCUCCUGGGGUCGCAGCUCACGUGUGGGCGGCUGCCUUCCCUCCGCCCAGCCAGCCCCUCUAGGGCCGGAGGCGGAUUUGACCGUGCUGCCCCCAAGCUGACCGCCUACCUGUGGCCUCCCACCCACCUGCCUUGUGCUUCCUCCGCUCCACGCUGAGGACUAACCCCGCCCCGUGGGCUGUGAAGGAAGGGCUGCGGCAAGGGGCGCCUGGGCGAGCCGUCAGAGAUGCUAGGUUUGGGGGCACCCUCAAUAGCGUUCCUGCCCUUGCCGGAGUUUGGUGAGGAGUAGCUCACCUUUCCCCCUCUGGACCCAGCCCAGAUUUGGGCCCUAGAAAAGUUGAGGCGUCUUGGUUGGAGGGAGAGAGGAAGACUGGGUCUCAGGGAUUGAGGGAAAGGAGAGGGGGGUCUUGGCUGUUAACUCCCCUCCUGGCAGCAUCUCUUCUCUUCAGAUAGAACUGGAGAGCAGAUGACUUCCUUGUUUUUGACACAUAGCACAGCACCCUCUCUGCACAAGCUACCAGUUCAAGGGAGGUAGUGGUGCCCUACCUCCCCUACCCACUGAUAGGCUGCCCGAGGCUCUUCUGUAUAUGGCUGUGUGUAUAGACAUACACAUCUAUAAAUGUAAAAUAAACCUAUCUUGUGUAUUGUUAACACACAAAAUCUAAAGGGACUUACGGUUUUGCAAUGACAGGGUCCAGAAAAGUCCUGAGGACUGGAUUUAUUUCUAGUUCUUUUCUUCCUCAGAGUCUGGUUGCUCCCCAAAGUUCCUCCCCUGCCCUUGCCUCAGACCUUUAAGACCAAAGACUGUAAAACCACAGGGCUGGACUGGCCAACUCUGAGGACCAGUCUCAGGCCUGACCCAGGUGUUGGAGGGAUUUUUUGCCUUCUGGGAGGAGUUGGCCUCACCAGAGGGGGGAACACAUCCUUUCAGAUUCCAGUGGGUUUCCUGUCCUCUCUGUCAGCCUCUGCUGUGAAUGAUGUGGGGGUCAGUAGGGGGGCAGUUAGUGAGAAGGGAGGGGGCUGGCCUUUCCCCAGGACUCCUGGGUUUGGGUUUAACUUGCAAUAAAUGGAAACCCGGUACAUCACACAGUCUCCAUGGUGGUGUGUGUGUGUGUCAGGACUCCUCUGUCCCCUCCCUUGGCCUGAUUCCCUGUUGGGGUUCAUGGGGGCCCUCUGGCUGCCUCUGGAGGGGAUGGGAGGGGCAUCCUUCAGGGCUGGGAACUGAGAACUGUGGUCUCCCUGCUUCUGCUCCCCCGGUGGUGGAGAGCAGAGGCACAGAAAUGGGCUGUGAGUGCCCGGGGCUUAGCCAGUGCUGCUUUGUGGAGAGGGAGAUGGGAGUUCCUGCCCUGGUUCCGCACCCAAGAAGCCCAUCAGCCUCUUUUUCUGGCCGUGGAGGUCGCUGCGAGCCCUGUGACUCCCCAUUUCAG